This is a messenger RNA of Hippopotamus amphibius kiboko, 1584 nucleotides long. It is a transcript of the gene SYT6, whose product is annotated as synaptotagmin 6. NCBI's taxonomy places the organism in Eukaryota, Metazoa, Chordata, Mammalia, Artiodactyla, Hippopotamidae. Gene Ontology annotation, molecular function: clathrin binding; calcium ion binding; phosphatidylserine binding. Gene Ontology annotation, cellular component: membrane. The transcript is spliced from 7 exons. Gene Ontology annotation, biological process: calcium-ion regulated exocytosis; cellular response to calcium ion; regulation of dopamine secretion. The coding region runs from base 1 to 1584 and encodes 527 amino acids. The record is from RefSeq and is a predicted model, not a curated record.
AUGAGCGGGGUGUGGGGGACCGAGGAGCCUCGGUGCCAGGCGGCGCUCGCGGUCCUGGCCUCGCUGUGCCGGGCCGGGCCGCCCCCUCUCGGGCUGGACGUGGAGACUUGUCGGAGCUUCGAGCUAGAGCCCCCAGAGCGAAGUCCGAGUGCUGCCGACUCAGGCACCUCUGUCAGCCUCCUCGCAGUGGUAGUUAUUGUGUGUGGCGUGGCCCUGGUGGCAGUUUUUCUCUUUCUCUUUUGGAAGCUGUGCUGGACGCCCUGGAGGAACAAGGAGGCCUCCAGCCCCUCCUCUGCUAACCCCUCUCCGGAGGCCCUCCAGAGCCCCAGCUCCAAAGGCAACAUGGCGGACAAGCUGAAGGACCCCAGCACUCUGGGCUUCCUAGAGGCGGCCGUGAAGAUCAGCCACACGUCCCCAGAUAUCCCCGCCCAGGUGCAGAUGUCGGUCAGAGAGCACAUCAUGCGUCACACGCGGCUGCAGCGACAGACCACAGAGCCAGCGUCAUCCACCAGGCACACGUCCUUCAAGCGCCACCUGCCACGGCAGAUGCACGUCUCCAGCGUGGACUAUGGCAACGAGCUGCCCCCGGCGGCAGAGCAGCCCACCAGCAUUGGCCGCAUCAAGCCCGAGCUGUACAAGCAGAAGUCAGUGGAUGGGGACGAUGCCAAAACCGAGGCCAAGAGCUGCGGGAAGAUCAACUUCAGCCUGCGCUACGACUACGAGAAUGAGACCCUGAUCGUGCGCAUCCUGAAGGCCUUUGACCUCCCCGCCAAGGACUUUUGUGGCAGCUCUGACCCUUACGUCAAGAUCUACCUCCUGCCUGAUCGCAAAUGCAAGCUGCAGACACGGGUGCACCGCAAGACCCUGAACCCCACCUUCGAUGAGAACUUCCACUUCCCCGUACCUUACGAGGAGCUGGCCGACCGCAAGCUGCAUCUCAGUGUCUUUGACUUUGACCGCUUCUCCCGCCAUGACAUGAUCGGGGAGGUCAUCCUGGACAACCUCUUCGAGGCCUCCGACCUGUCCCGGGAAACCUCCAUCUGGAAGGACAUCCAGUACGCCACCAGUGAAAGCGUGGAUUUGGGAGAGAUCAUGUUCUCCCUCUGCUACCUGCCCACCGCAGGCAGGCUCACCCUCACCGUGAUCAAGUGUCGGAACCUCAAGGCGAUGGACAUCACAGGCUACUCAGAUCCGUAUGUCAAAGUGUCCCUGCUUUGUGACGGGCGGAGAUUGAAGAAAAAGAAAACCACCAUAAAGAAGAACACCCUCAACCCCGUCUACAAUGAGGCCAUCAUCUUCGACAUCCCCCCGGAGAAUAUGGAUCAGGUCAGCCUGCUCAUCUCGGUUAUGGACUAUGACAGAGUGGGCCACAACGAGAUCAUAGGAGUCUGUCGUGUGGGGAUCAACGCCGAAGGCCUGGGCAGGGACCACUGGAAUGAGAUGCUGGCGUACCCACGGAAGCCCAUCGCACACUGGCACUCCUUGGUGGAGGUAAAGAAAUCCUUCAAAGAGUGGCAGGGCCGAGCCGCCAGCUUCGACAGCGAGAGCUCGUGUCCAUCUCCGAAACCACCUCCGACACCAUGA